This is a messenger RNA of Coccidioides immitis RS, 1167 nucleotides long. RefSeq names its product phosphoadenosine phosphosulfate reductase. The coding region runs from base 241 to 1155 and encodes 304 amino acids. The record is from RefSeq and is a predicted model, not a curated record. Gene Ontology annotation, molecular function: phosphoadenylyl-sulfate reductase (thioredoxin) activity. The transcript has 2 exons. Gene Ontology annotation, cellular component: cytoplasm. Lineage: Eukaryota; Fungi; Ascomycota; Eurotiomycetes; Onygenales; Onygenaceae.
CUCCCUCCUUUUCUUUGUCUUGCCUGCUUUGCCUAGAUUUUACUUUCUGUCACAAGUGGCCAAUCUCCACUCUAUCCCCAUCCCCAAACCCUUUCUCUAGUCAGUAAAGAACCAGAGGCUUCGGUCCUUUGGUUCGCCCAUAACACCGCCAAGAUUCAGUCCAACGCCCAAACCUCCCUCAUCUCCUCCCACCCCUUCGGCAGACUGUUCAGCCUCUUCUCGUCUGCCGUUGGAUUCAUCAUGCCUGCCUCUGUCCACUCCACGUACCCCUCGGACACGGACACCUGCGAUAUCAAAGAAGCAGAGUCUGGUUAUGUCAGUGGUGACUCGAGCCAGCCUAGUCUUCCGGACCUCGUCUUCACGAAGCCCCAUUUGAAGUUCUUGAACAGGCAGCUUCAGUUUCUCGAACCCCAAGAUGUCUUGAGAUGGUGCAUCACCAGCCUUCCGGGACUCUAUCAAACCACCGCCUUUGGACUGACUGGUCUGGUCACAAUUGAUAUGCUCUCAAAACUCGAUGUUCCCAGACCGCAGGUUGUUGAUCUGAUCUUUCUCGACACACUCUAUCACUUCCCCGAAACUCUUGCUCUGGUUGAGCGGGUCCGGAAGCGAUAUCCAAGCCUUAGCAUUCAUGUCUACAAGCCACAGGGCGCCGAAACUGCUGAUGAAUUUGCUGCGAAAUACGGAGACCGACUGUGGGAGACCAACGACCAGCUGUACGACUGGCUCGCCAAAGUCGAACCGGCCCAGCGUGCCUAUCGGGAACUCCAAGUAAGCGCAGUGCUUACUGGCCGUCGUCGAAGCCAAGGAGGAAAGCGCGGUGACCUUAACAUCGUCGAGGUUGAUGAGGCUGGCCUUAUCAAAAUCAAUCCGUUUGCCAACUGGGGCUUCCAGCAAGUCAAGGACUACAUCACCACCCACAAUGUUCCGUACAACGAACUUCUCGACCGGGGCUACAAGAGCGUCGGAGACUGGCACUCGACACAACCCGUGAAAGAGGGCGAAGACGAGCGUGCCGGUCGAUGGAAGGGUCAGGCCAAGACAGAAUGCGGCAUCCACAACCCCCGAUCGAAGUACGCACAGUUCCUUCGAGAGCAAGAGAUGAAGAGGCAGCAGGAAGCACUGGACCAAGCUCUUCAAGGCGCGGACAAGGCGUAGUUGAAGCGGCGG